UGCCAAUUGUCAAAAGCUAUCAAUUUUCCGUGAAAAAAUUAUCUUGAUUUUAAUGUAAAUUCAUUAAAAAUCUUAUUAUUUCUACAAAUUAAUUUAAAAAUAACUAGUUCAGUUUAUUUAUGUUAUUAAAGUGAGUGUUUAAAUGGAAAUAACUUAACGUGUGGUGUUCUUGUAAUAACAAAAUGCCUCAGGGCAAAUACCUUUUAUCUUUAAUCCGCUUUAUUUUGUUAAGCAUCGCGAUUCAAUAAUAUGACGUGUAAAAGAGCAAUUUAAGGACAUUGUCUUGGAAACAUACAAAAUAAAAUGGCGGAGCAAAUGCCAAUCUAUCCGCCUGGGGUUUCCUAUGACCAGAAGUACGCAGAGCAUUACGAAGAAGCCCUCAAAAUGGAAGAACAAAAAUAUAUACAAGAUCCAAAGAGUUACAACCCGAAACCCUUUGAAGCACUGCCAGAACCAUCUCAGGUUGAACCAAAACUUGAGCCUGAACCAGGUAAACCUAUUCGCUUUAUUAGCGUCAAUAGUUCACAACUUACAGACGAGCAGAGGGCUAUGUAUGAAUCCGUGCUAUCCACUUGGAAACCAGUAAUGUUCCCGAAACAAGUCAAACGGUACAUCUGUGAAAAGUGCAACAAAGAAUUUAAAAAUUACCAAAAUCUAUACCUCCAUACGACUCGUGUACAUUCGACCGAAGAGUCAGCUGUUCUGUGCAACAUAUGCGACAAGUCGUUUAAGAAUAAGCAUUAUCUAUACAUGCAUAGAAUGAAUAAACAUUAUUCGGAGUCUGAGAAGUGUUUCUGCCAGUUUUGUUUGCAAGAAUUCCGGACACGGCGAGCUUUGCACAUGCACGUCAAGAGAUUCCACCCAAAUACCCUACCCGAGUUGAAAUGCCCUGAGUGUGGAAAAGAAUUCCGUGUACCCUACAAACUGCGAUACCAUAUUGAUGCCUGUCACAGGCCUGAUAACGAAAAGUACAAAUGCCACAUCUGUCAAAAAUUAUAUAAAAGUCACUUAAAUUUAAAUCGGCACUUGCACUUCCAACAUUCUCAAGUGCCUCGGCAUCCAUGCGUCUUCUGCGACAUGACGUUUAAAUCUAGACAUCAUAUGAAACGUCACAUUCUUAAUAUACAUCCUCCUUUGGAAUCCAAAGUGCAAUGUCCAGAAUGUUUGAAAGAAUUUAAGAAUGACCAAUAUUUAAAGGAACACAUGCAAGUACACUCGUCUUUAGAUUCGAAGGUCAAGUGUGAUUUGUGCGAUAAAUUCUUUCAUUCUGCAAUUCGUUUGAAGAAACAUAAGAAAAUUGUGCACCCGGAUAAGCCGAAGCUUCGCUGUGAGAAGUGUGAUAAGGAGUUUGCCCAUGCGCAUUACUUAAGACGGCACCAUAACUCUGUGCAUAUGGAUGUCGACGAAAGUCAGUAUGAACACGAAUGUGACCAGUGCGGAAAGAAAUUUAAAAUAAAGAGAUACCUAAAUAAUCACCUGCAAAGACAUGAACAGCAGCAUUUGAAAAGGAUUUCUCAAAUGGUCAAAACGGUCAUGGACGACGGAACGGAGAAGAAAGCGACAAAGAGAGGCAGACCUAAAAGGACGAGAAAAGAGAUAGAGUUUGUGAAAUGCGAGCCGGUAAGCUCGGAAGAAGAGACUGGGAGUGAGGAUUCGGAAUCGGAAUAGUUUUAGUUUAAGGAAAAAGAAUGUAAGUGGGUGACUUUCAAAAGUUGUAGACAUUUGAAGGUAUUCCGGAAAAUUUUAUGAAAGCAACGCUUAGAGCAACAAAAACUUUUCUAAAAUGCAUUCUUUUUCCCAUAUUACUUAUUUACCACUUAUUUUAGAAAAGAGAAUCUAAUUAGAUUUUUUCUACAAUUGUGUAUUUAAAAACAUUCUCUUGCAAUGAUGUUAUACUAGAAGGUAGAUUUCAUAACUUCAUAAUUAUUCAACCUGAAUAAAUAUUAAAUUUCAAUGUCAAGUAACACCUCCGAGUUCAGCUCUUUCACUAUGGUACAGAAAAUAAUUUCUUUUUAAAUAUUGUAAUUUAUUAGUGUUAUCUUUAGUAAAGAAAUUUCGAUUUUAUUAUGGGGCAGUAAGGAGAAAAUACUAAAUGGUGAACAAUAUAAACAUGCAAGACGCUGUCGUGAUUUUAAAAUCACCUCAAUAUAUUACAUUUAUUACUGGGAAAUGCUAAAAAAGAUUUAAAUAAAAGAGACAGCUCUAUGUCAUCACUCUCCGAGUCUAUGGUUUUUGCACAUUGUACAAAAAAAAAUAUUUUAAAAUAAAAGAAUUAAUGAUUUUCUAUCAAACCCUUGCGCCCCUAUUUACCUAUAUAUAGGCUGUUAAUAAAUAUUUCAUAGAAUUUAAUUAUGAAUUAGAUAUUUAUAAAUUAAGUUGCCAUUAUGUUUAAUGUUGAUAUGUAUAUUUUAUUUUUUUGUAAAAUUUAUUACUAAAUUAAGGAACGUGGUUUUUAUUGAAAGCCGAUUUAUGUAUACGUUGGGUGAAAAGUAUAAAUAAUUGGCUUUAAGUUGGAUGUGUAACAAAAACUCUAUACAUUCCCAUUAUGUGAGUAUUAAAACUAUUAUUCAGAUGUUAAAUUUAUAAGUUGGUAUUACAACGAAAGAUGUCGUUAUGCGAAACGGACCCAAAGACUAGAAGCUAGGGCGUGCCGGUCUGUACGUGGUGUUCUGUCAGAUAGUCUAUGGCAGGUUAACAUUUUUGGCGCGUAUUUUUGUUUAUUCCUGAUACGUCUAAACAACAUGUUUGGGCCGUACAAACUUGAGCUAGAAACUUUUAAUGGUUUUAUUAUAUUAUAGUUUUGAGUCAAAAUUGUUUAUUUAUUUAUUUACUAGGUAAACAAAUGGGGUUUUUGUUACACAAAGAGUUUUUAAAGUGAUUUCGCAUAUAAUUGCUGUAUGUAGAUUAAAAUUUUCAUUGUUACGAUUUUUAAUUCAGUGUAAAUAUUUUAAGCCCCUAUCCCAAAACUAGUGUCAAUAGUCUUAAGCACUGUCAAACACCAAAUUGGCAGAACUUAAAACUAAUUUUGACAUUGAUGCACAUUCUGUUACACUUUUUGGGAGUUACCAAGAGCCAAUAAUAAUUAUAUUUCUUAUUGUCGAAUCAAAUACACUUUUAAUAUAAUUUUUCUUACGUUGCUGCUAACUUUGAAUGGUUUAAUAAAAUUGCACUGUACUAUAUUUUUAUGAGAGAGUCUAUGGUGCUCUAUUCUAUUCACUAAGCUAACACUAAUUGUUUAUGGUAUCUCCCUUGUAUUUCAAGUGCACACGUAGCUUAAUAUGUUGAUCCCUAUCUGAAGUUUUAUAAAAAACAAUGUAAUGUAAGGUCAACUGCACAUUGUAUACAUAAUAUCGGUAUCGGCGCAUCAUUUAGCAAGAUUUGGCGUGGUUAAAGAAAAAAAAUGACCUUCGUAUGUUGUUAUAUGUAUGUGAAUCUUACCCUAUGUCUCGACCCAAUAUUCACUUAAAUCCAGUUUGAUUGUAAAGUACCGCUGUUCUUGAUAUAUAUUAAAUUAGAUUAUCAAUCUAUUGAAAUAUGGUAUAUAUCGUCUGUAUUCGUUUUCUAAGCUCGAAAAAAGCAUACAAAGUGCAGUCGGCCUAAACAUUUUACUUAGGGUGCUUUUGCAAUGGCAGUCUAAAACAAACAAUAAAUUUUACAUAGGAAUUACGACUUUAAAUUAAUGGGUUAAGGUUAAAUUUUUCAAUAACUUCUUUCACUGAGAAUCGCUAGUUAGAUGUAAGCUGGCUUGAAAUUGCAUAGACAGCCCUAACACAAUUUCCAUAGCCAUAGAGUGACUUGAUUUUUAUGUCUAGAAAUGAAAUAAUUAAGAACCUGAAUCACAGCUGAAAUAAGUUUUUGUUACCAUGGUUACUGUUUUAUAAUAGAAUGACAGCUAUGGAACAAAUACGAUAUCUUAAACCCGCCUUUUAAGGGUUAUGUCUAUGGUAAGAAUUUUAUAGAGGCAUCGGUUCGUAACUUAGCGAAAUUUUGUGUAGAUAAUCAAACUACUAUCGUGUAGUCGAAAUAGACCUAACGAAUACUUUUACGUAUCCAACGAUACGCUAUGUUACGUGCCGAAACCAAACUACCUUUUAAAAUUAUACAUUUGAAAUGUUUUCUUAGGUAAGAGUUUCGUCGCUAGAUGGCGUUGUUCAUUAUUGGUUGGUGUAAAUAUAUUCUCGUUUAAAGUGUUUUUGAAAAUUUUGUAAAAUCUAUUUCAUUAAUAGAAAUUUAUGAAGGCACAUAAUUCAAUAGAUUGUAGUUUUAAUACAAUAAUUGAUAACAGAGAUUUUUAUUGUCAAUUUAAAAAAUAUUCACGAUGUAUGCAUAAUGUCUUGUGCAAUAUAACACUAUUUUUUAAAUAUUA
Messenger RNA from Pieris napi, 4366 nucleotides. Its product is annotated as zinc finger protein 58-like. The transcript has 2 exons. The record is from RefSeq and is a predicted model, not a curated record. Bases 304 to 1668 code for a protein of 454 amino acids. NCBI's taxonomy places the organism in Eukaryota, Metazoa, Arthropoda, Insecta, Lepidoptera, Pieridae.